Molecule: messenger RNA, 942 nt
Organism: Heterobilharzia americana
Lineage: Eukaryota; Metazoa; Platyhelminthes; Trematoda; Strigeidida; Schistosomatidae
Source: the annotation of a GenBank genome assembly
UGUAGGACCCCUACCAGAAUCUAAUGGAUGCACCUACCUUUUCACUUGUGUUGAUCGUUUCACACGAUGGCCGGAAGCAGUACCUAUUAGGAUAUUGCUGCUGAAACAGUCGCUCGUGUUUUCAUAGAAAGAUGGAUCGCGAACUUCGGAUGUCCAUCUUACGUCACGACCGACCGUGGGCGCCAAUUUCAGUGUUGAUUAUUUCACGCUCUAACGGCACUUUUAGGUUGCACCCGGUUCCGAACGACAGACUACCAUCCACAAGCAAAUGGCAUGGUAGAGCGUUUUCAUCGACAGUUGAAAGCUUCCCCUUCAGCUGCAAACAUUCCUCAGUGGACCGAGGCUCUGCCUCUAGUCCUACUAGGUAUUCGUAACGCCUUGAAAGUUGAUGCUGGAUGUACUCCUGCAGAACUCGUCUAUGGGACCACUCUUUGCCUACCAGGUGAGUCUGUUUCUCCUUCAACUUUCAAACAUGUUUCCGACAGGGCAUCGUACGUGACUAGGCUUACAAACGCAAUGCGUUCAGUUAGGCCUUCUCUGGUUAGACCUCAAACGACUGAUGUCUUCGUUCACCCCAGUUUACAAAAGACGUCACGCGUGUUUAUUCGCCACGACGCCGUUCGUCGACCACUUGAACCAUCCUGCGACGGGCCUUUCAAAGUGAUCAAGAGACACGAGAAAUUCUACAUAAUUGAGCGAGAUGGACGUGAAGAUACUGUUAGUAUCGACCGUUUGAAACCAGCUUAUUUCGACUGCAACCCCAUUAUAAGCGACGUUUCAGCUGGUUAUAGCCUACCGACGGAUAGCCCAAUUAUCGAGAUUCUUGACGAUGUGCCUGGUAAUGCACAGUUGCAACAACGGUCGGCGCAACAGAAAACGCGAUCAGGUCAAACCGACAGGUUCCCGGAGUGUUUAAAGUAGUAUUCGACUUAUUGGUGUGAA